Messenger RNA from Polistes dominula (European paper wasp), 4108 nucleotides. RefSeq names its product trehalose transporter 1-like protein. The record is from RefSeq and is a predicted model, not a curated record. Gene Ontology annotation, cellular component: membrane. Gene Ontology annotation, molecular function: transmembrane transporter activity. Gene Ontology annotation, biological process: transmembrane transport. NCBI's taxonomy places the organism in Eukaryota, Metazoa, Arthropoda, Insecta, Hymenoptera, Vespidae.
GACAAGCCGGAUGGCAGUCGAGUCUCGACCGCGGUGCAUUCUACUUCGCAAGGAUCAUUUUGCGUGUUUUUCAACUCUUUCCAUUGUUCGCACACAUUCUUACUAACUACUUUUUACAUCAGGUCAUUCUUCUAUAUACCUACACGCAUAUUACUACGAACUUAUAUACUACAAACGUAUUACUACACACACGCUUACGCUUUUACGCGUGCGCACACACGCGUGCGCAUAACAUACAUACACAUUCUUAUAUAGAUUCAUACCUACCUAAACACCAAAGAAAUUCUCCGGUUUCGCCCUUCCCGACUAUUCUCCUCACCGAUUAUCCCCCCAUACUCUCUAGCCGCCCUGCAUAUUCCUGUUUCUAUUGGAACAUCGGACAGAAAAGAACGAAUCAUUCUCGAAACGGAUCGAACUGUGAUCAGCACGAACGAAGCGGUCUAAAGAAAAAUAGAGAAAGAGGAAAUAAUAACAAAGUGAAUAAAAUGGUCUUGGCAGAAGGCAUAUUCCGUUCAUAAGGAUUUAUUAUAUAUUGUACUCUACUAUAUAGUAGAGUAACUUACUUCUACACGUGUAAUUCUAGAAGGAGGCUAUUCGUGAACAAGUUAUUCAUUAGCAAAUUAAUUUCCUAAAAAGGACAAACAUGGAUCCAUAUUCAUUAAGUUAUAACCUUCGCUCGAAUCAGAAACAUUAACAAACCAAUAAGAAAGAGUAAGAGUAAAAAUAGUGAAGCACGGAAACGCCAAAAUCAGCGUCAGAAGAACCUUGGCAAAAGAAUAAAAAUAGAUUUUCUCUGACGAAAAGAAGGAUGAUGGGUGGUGGUGGUGGUGGUGGUGGUGAUGAUGAUGGCAGCGUUGAUCACUAAAAGAUGCAAGAUAUCAGGGUGUCGUGAAACUGCUAUCGGGGCUGUCUAUAGUAUGAAUCCUAUAAGUAAUAUGGCUGUCCAUGGAUGAGAAAGGAAGAUAAUAACAGUGCGAUUGCGACUCUCAAUGCGAAAAAGAGAGAGUGUGGAUUAUAUCAAUGAAUGCUACGGAAUGGCGUGCGACAAUAUGUAGUGUCGAACGCGAAGCAUCGAAGAACAUCGAGGAAAAUGAAAGAGAAUGUUUCAAAGAUGCAAUCGUAUCCUGUCGGAGUCUCAAUAAGAAUUUCGUCGAAUCGACGAAUCUUAAAAAUGCUUUCCGCGAGAUCUCGGCAUGCAUCAUCUCAGCGACUUUCCACAUAGCAUUGGGUCUCAGUAUGGCGUACUCGGCAAUUCUCGUACCACACCUUGAGGCUAAAGACGCGGAAAUACCAGCAACGAAGAAGGAGACUGCUUGGAUAGCUAGCGUGGUGGUAUUAUGCGUACCGGUCGGUGCCACUUUAAGUGGUUUUUUAAUGGAAAUGAUUGGAAGGUUAAAAACAUUGCAAAUCGGUGCUAUUCCUUGUAUUAUAGGCUGGGCUUUGAUAGCUUCCUCGUCGAAUUUAUCAAUGCUUCUAGUCGGUAGACUAUUAACAGGGAUCUCUUCAGCAAUGGGUAGCUCACCUGCGAUAGUUUAUAUAACAGAAGUAGCGAGGCCAGAAUUAAGAGGCUCGAUGAUAUCUUUCGGACCAACUCUUGCUUCCUUCGGUAUGCUUCUAGCAUAUUUGAAAGGUGCUUAUUUACAUUGGCGUCUAGUCGCUUGGCUGAGCAUCAUUUACGCGGUUGUUCCAAUCAUUUUAAUUCAAUUCUUUGUCCCGGAAUCACCGGUUUGGCUCGUUUCAAGGGGACGAGUCGAUGAUGCGAGAAAAUCUUUAGAAUGGUUGUACAAAUCCGAUGAGAAACAAGGUACCGUCUCGCUCGCAGAAGCACAGUUCGCAAUGAUCAUGAAAGAAAAUGAAAUCAAAUUGAGCGAACAACGAAGAAGUAAACACGGAAACGCUUUUACUAAAUUACGUAGUUUUCUUAAACCUACCGGAUGGAAGCCCAUGACUAUACUAUUUUUGUUCUUCUUGUUCCAACAGUUUUCAGGAAUUUAUAUUACCCUCUUUUAUGCUGUCACAUGGUUUCAGGAUGUUGGUGCUGGUGUAGAUGAAUAUCUAUCUUCGAUCCUGGUAGGCCUAACGCGGUUUUUGUGCUCUAUGGUAAAUACUUGGCUUCUUCGACGAUUCAAAAGAAGACCUUUGUGUAUAAUUUCUUCGUUGGGAAUGGCACUGUGUAUGACUAUCUCCGGUUAUUUCACUUUACGUAUUCAUGAGGGUGAUCGAAGCGGUUAUUGGGUACCAAUCGUAUGUCUUUUACUUUACGUCUGCACGUCUAUGGUUGGUAUGUUGACUAUACCCUGGACCAUGACCGCCGAAUUAUUCCCAACAGAGAUUCGAGGAAUCGCUCAUUCCAUUAGUUACUCCAUGGCCAAUUUACUUAUGUUUGCUGCACUUCAAAGUUACCGAAGUCUCCAAGACUUUUUAGGAGGUUCUUACGCCGGUCAAUGGUUCUUCGCGGCUGUUUCCUUGGCAUCUACGUUUUUCGUUUUAUUGAUGCUACCUGAGACACAUGGUAAAAAAUUGUCGGAGAUCGAAGAAUAUUUCCACAAUCAUUUCCUAGCAAUUAGUUUUACUAAUUCGAAAUCAAAGAAGAAACGUAGGCAGAAUAGAUCAUCACAACGAAAUACGAACAUGGCUGCGAGUGAACCGCUCAAUCCAAAAACUGUACCGAAUGUUUAAUUUUAGUUCAUUUCUUCGUACUUUCAAUUAAUCGUAAUGAUUUAUUAUACUUAUUAUUUUAUCUUCAAAUCAUAAAUAUUUAGAUAUGUGUUUAGGUAUGUAGGUAUGUAUGUAUGUAUAGAUAUAAGCACAUACUUACGUAUCUCACAUGUAGGUAUACAAACUGUAUAAUAAUAACAAUAGAAAUUCAGGAAGAUAACCGAGAUUUAUAUUUGCCAUUUUUAUAAAUUACGAACAAGAAACAUCUAACAUGUACUUAGAAAAAAGUGUUACAAUUCAGUUAAAUGCGAUUAGAACGUAAUAGUUUAUUUCUAUUACGUUCUAUUAGUUUUAUUUUUAUUACUUUAUAUAUGGAAGUUGAAAAAGAGUUUAAAAACCGACAAACAGGAUAUAUAUAUCAUAUAUAUCAUUAUAUAUAAUAAUAAUAAUUAUUAUUAUUAUCUUAAAAAUCGAAUAAUCAGUUAAUCAAAUUUCGCGCAAUCAAUUUCAAAGAUAACCACGAAAAAUUAUGAUGAAAUGUAUAUGUUGACAUGAUAUUAUCAAUUUAGUUCAACAAUGACAAGAAUAGCCCAUAGAAACAUGAAAAAGUAUACAAAUACAGAAAGUGGGGGAUGAUUUAAUAUGUGUGUGUAUGAAAUCAAGAAAAAAGAUAAAAAAACAGUAUUAAAAAAAAAAGAAAUGCUACGUAAUUAUUAAUUUUUGUAAUAAAUAUGAUAAAGAGGGAAAGAGAAGUCAUGAAUUUUGGAAAAAUUUAUACGAUAUAAAUAACUUUGUGAACAGUGCCUUAAUUCGUAUCUAAAAUAUUUUUUAAUGAAAUGAUAUAAUAUUACUCAUUGAUCUGAUUUAUGUAUUCUUUCUUUUUAUUAAUUUCUGAAGACUACAAACCCCUUGCCCUACAACAUCACGUAAAACUUUGUAAUAAAGAUAAUGGACCAAAUAUUAAUAUCAUGGGUGAAAGGCACGCUACGUCGAUCAGGUCAAACAUAAACAACACAUUCCAGACUCGUGAUUUGUUGCUAUGAUUUAUGUUAACAUGUCAUAAGACGUUUGCAAUUGUUACAACCUCAAAUGCCUAUCCGAAAUGGCUCAACUUAUGACGUGAACUUAUUAAUGAUUAUGGCAUGUAUCAUUGGAAUUCAAAUCAUAGGGCAAGAGGCUAAAUAAUGUUAAAUAUAUAAUAAAACACAUGUGACGUAUUAUGAUAUGUUAUGAAUAAUAUUACUUGAUAUCUCAAGUUAUACUUUUUUUUCUUCUUUUUUUAUUCGAGUACGAAUGAAACGUAUGCAAGUAUGUUUGUAUAUAUAGAUAUACAUAUGUAAAACAUUACAUAUUCUUUUUGUUUAAAUAAUGAAUGCAAUCAUUAUUAGUAUAGUGAUGAAGAGCCAAGUUUUUAAGAGAAUAAGAAAAUAAAUAUAUAAUUAAAAAAGAA